Capsicum annuum is the source of this 2073-nucleotide messenger RNA. RefSeq names its product SNF1-related protein kinase regulatory subunit gamma-1-like. NCBI's taxonomy places the organism in Eukaryota, Viridiplantae, Streptophyta, Magnoliopsida, Solanales, Solanaceae. The record is from RefSeq and is a predicted model, not a curated record. The transcript has 6 exons. Bases 389 to 1723 code for a protein of 444 amino acids.
UAGAAUUAGAUACAUUAAGUUUAGAGGGGGAGUUUACUGUAAUUUUCUCUUACACCCAUGAUGUGUUAUGAGAUGGUUGGUACUGCAGUAGUGGCCUAGUGGGUAUAGCCAUUGAGUGCCAAGUUGAGGGAUAGUAUAACACAUGGCAGCGCCUGCUGAGUAGCUAACUGUUGGUAUACAGAGUUUUCGCCCCUUAUUCAUCCCCUUCAAACACCAAACAUCUCAAUUUUGAUCAAUUCCAUCAUUCGGAAUAAAUCAAAACCUUUGCAGAGCAGCAUUACGGGUAUUUUUUUUAUAAGCCAGUGUUCGGCUCGGCUUAUGCGCAACUUGUAGCCUUACAGAAUAUAUUCUUAGAACCAGGUCCUCCUCUUUGAGUAUAUUGAAGUAAAUGGCACAAGCGAAAACUACGGAAAAUACGUCGAAACUUGCAAGCUAUGAUGCUUACUUUGAGAAGGUCCAGAGCAGAAAGAAACUGCCCCGUAAUUUACAGGAAACUUUAACUGAUGCAUUUGCAAAAAUUCCAGUUUCAUCCUUCCCUCAAGUUCCUGGAGGCAAAGUGAUUGAAAUAGACGCUGAGACUACUAUUGGUGAUGCUGUCAAAAUUCUUUCUGAAUCCAACAUCCUCUCAGUUCCGGUAAAGAAUCCAGCUGCUCAGAAUAGUUCAGAUUGGAGAGAAAGGUACUUAGGUGUCCUUGAUUACUCUGCUAUUGUGCUUUGGGUGCUGGAGGGUGCAGAAACAGCAGCAGCUGCCUUAUCAGCAAGUUCAGCAGCAGCAGCCGGAGUCGGAGCAGGUAGUGUGGGUGCUCUUGGAGCACUGGCAUUGGGUGCAACAGGUCCUGCUGCAGUUGCCGGUCUAACGGUGGCUGCAGUUGGUGCAGCUGUGGCAGGUGGAGUGGCUGCAGAUCGAGGAGCGGGAAAGGAUGCUCCAACUGCAGCUGAUAUGUUGGGUGAAGAUUUUUACAAGGUUAUCCUUCAAGAAGAGCCCUUCAAGUCAACGAAGGUGAGCUCCAUUAUAAAAUCCUAUCGGUGGGCACCAUUUGUUCCAGUAGCAACGGACAGUUCUAUGUUGAGUGUCUUGCUGUUGCUAUCAAAAUAUAGGCUGCGGAAUGUACCUGUGAUAGAAAGGGGAAGUCCAUUCCUUAAGAACUUCAUAACUCAAUCGGCCGUGGUACGGGGUCUUGUAGGAUGCAAAGGGAGGGAUUGGUUUGACUGCAUCUCUGCGCACCCUAUAUCAGAACUCGGCCUCCCAUACAUGUCCGCUGAUGAGGUUAUUAGUGUCCGAAACGAUGAACUGAUUUUGGAAGCAUUCAAGAAAAUGAGAGAUAACAAUAUUGGAGGUCUGCCAGUUGUUGAAGGACCGAAGAAGAAGAUAGUUGGCAACGUAAGCAUAAGAGACGUCAGAUUCUUGUUACUCAGACCUGAACUCUUCUCCAAUUUUAGGCAGCUGACAGUCACGGGCUUCAUGAACACAGUUGCUUCGGCAACCCAUGAUGCUACAAAGGUGGCUACACCAAUAACAUGCAAGCUUGGUUCAACUCUUUCUAGUGUAAUAGACACUCUUGCGUCCAAGUUAGUUCACAGGAUCUAUGUCACUGCUGAGGAUGAUGAGGAAGUGGUCGGUGUGAUUACACUCAGAGAUGUCAUUUCUUGCUUCAUCUAUGAACCACAAAACUUCUUUGAUAACUAUUUUGGAUUUUCUGCACAAGAAAUGCUCGUAAAAUGAUAUGUUUCUGUUGGUGAAAAUAAGCAGGAUAUGGGCAAGCGAUGCAGUCAAAAGAACCAGCAUCAGGUUUUGGUAUAAGAUCCAAGAGAUACGCUCUUUUACCAGUUUAACAUGUACAAGAUGAUCCUUUUUAUGUCACUCCGGCAGCACUAUCGCUUGCUAGUUUUUUUGAGUUUGCUUUUUGGGUUUUUCCUAUUCAUUCACCGCUGGUUGUCUUCCUAGCUGGCAUGAAAUUUAAGGUUCCAUAAAACUUUUUCUAAUGCGAAGUUCUUGCUUUGUAUGACUGUAAUAUCAAGAGUGAAACUAUGACACUAUUGUAAGAGAAUUUAGGACCUACCAUUUUCUACCAA